AUGGACGAAGAUUUCUCAUCCCAGGUGAAGAAGAUUGGUCUGGCAAUGGGGACAUCCCUAUCAGACAAAGACAUUGACAUGCUGCCAUCAGACAUGAGGCACCAUGGUUCUUUCAACUACAAUAAAUUCUUUGAGUAUAUGCAGAAGUUCCAGACCUCAAGUCAGCAGGAGGAGAUCAUCCGGAAAUCCUUCCAGAUGUUGGACAAAGAUAAGAGCGGCUUCAUCGAGUGGAAUGAGAUCAAGUACAUCCUAUCCACUAUCCCCAGCACUGGCCCUGCAGCCCCCCUGACAGAUGAAGAGGCAGAAGCUAUGAUCCAAGCAGCUGACACAGAUGGAGAUGGACGGAUUGACUUUGAAGAAUUCUCUGACAUGAUCAAAAAGGAGAAGAUUCCAAAGAAGAAAUAAAGAGAAAACAGACCCCUUCCCCCAGCUGCUCUUCAUCAGAGUGCAUCCCAUCCUACUUACCUUCAGCUUUGAGAGUCACUGGGUUAUACCUGUACAUGCAGUGGGCCAGUGAGCCUGAGAUGGAGUGAGACGCUUGCUGGUGAUCAGCACCAGGCAGAUACAGCUUUUAUCCUGGAAAACAGAAUGUUAGCUCCUUGAGGGCAAGGGGCAAAGAUUUUUUUGUUUGUUUGUUUGUUUUGGCCUUUGUCUUUCUAGUACCUCUUAGUGCC
This is a messenger RNA of Antechinus flavipes (yellow-footed antechinus), 674 nucleotides long. RefSeq names its product parvalbumin like EF-hand containing (gene PVALEF). The record is from RefSeq and is a predicted model, not a curated record. Gene Ontology annotation, molecular function: calcium ion binding. Gene Ontology annotation, cellular component: nucleus; cytoplasm. Lineage: Eukaryota; Metazoa; Chordata; Mammalia; Dasyuromorphia; Dasyuridae. The coding region runs from base 1 to 405 and encodes 134 amino acids. The transcript has 4 exons.